UGCUAGAUUGGCAGGGAUGGAAAUGGUUCUACCAAAGAGCUAGGUUAAAAAAAGCUGAGCCAGGAGGCCCAACUCAAGAACUCUGUCAUCUGGAUCAGAGGACCAGCUUUACCGGUGGAAGACAAAAUUUGUGCCUCCACCUCUGCAUGGGCUGGAAGGGGCCUUGCCCAAGAGACAGAAGCGGAUUUCACAGGAAUAUAGUUCUAGAUGGAACCUUAGGCCUAUAGGUUUGGUGAUCAGGCGUUUAGUUAAUGGGCCCACACACACCCUAGGUUACCUCAGAAAGGGUGACAUGGGAGGUCUGCUGAGGGCAAUCUCUGGCCCUGUGUGAGGUGAGGCUUGGUUGCUGGGUGACUGUCCCAGAGCAGGCACCCUGUGUCUGCCUGCUGUGCUCAGUCAGCUAUAGCUACCCUGGUACUGCUCUUUCCCUUGCCAUUAUGGCAAGGCAACUAACCAUGGACACAGUGCGGCAAAACUUCUGGAAGGAGGAAUAUCUAAGGGAGAAGAUGUUGCGCUGUGAAUGGCACUGCAAGUUCGGAACUCUAGUGAAGGCCAAGCAGAAGGCUAAAGCUGCAGCCCAUCUGCCCUCCAAACUGCCCAUCCUGCUCCCCAAGGCCCCAGUCUCACCACCACCACUUGUCUCCAAAUCAGCCCCUAAGGUCCCCAGUCCUACCCCGGAGGCUUCUUUUCAGUCAGAAAUGUAUCCAGUCCUGCCUGCUACCCGAGCCCUACUGUAUGAAGGAUCUCAUGAUUUGUAGGGGCGCUACCUCUACCUCAACACCCGAAAACUGGACCUGCCAGAGACACGCUACCUGUUCCCCACCACCACCAACUUCACAUAUGGCUGGCAGCUAGGCCCUCCAACAAAGCACAAACUGGUCUCCUGCAAGAUGUGCCGAACUGAGUCAUUUUUCCAUAAGAAUGGGGCCUUCGCACUACUGGACCCCGGAGACCUGGCCCUCUGACCUUGGGCCAAGUAGUGAUUCAGGGCAGCAGGAAAGGAAUAAUAGGACUCCCGGUGGAGCCAAGCUGCUGCUGCUGUGUGUGUGUUUGUGUCUCUGCCCUCCUGAUGCUGCACUCCGAAC
Molecule: messenger RNA, 1085 nt
Organism: Nannospalax galili (Upper Galilee mountains blind mole rat)
Lineage: Eukaryota; Metazoa; Chordata; Mammalia; Rodentia; Spalacidae
Gene: Spmip1
Product: ATP6V1F neighbor
Source: RefSeq, a predicted model, not a curated record